Molecule: messenger RNA, 1965 nt
Organism: Symbiodinium sp. CCMP2592
Lineage: Eukaryota; Dinophyceae; Suessiales; Symbiodiniaceae
Source: the annotation of a GenBank genome assembly
AUGAAAAGGCGUACUGGUGGCGAGAUAUUCCCAAAUCUUGCUAUCUAUUUGGAGGAGAUAAAGUACUAUCUCGCUGAUGUGCUCAAUGAUGAUUGGCAAAGGCUGCUCAAGCUGGCGGCAGGCAAUGCGGGAAGCAAUGCCGAACCUCUGAUCUUAGCGCCGGAGAAAUCGGAGAAAGUGCUGGAGCCAGACAUUGAGGAUGCUAUUAGGUCUAUGCAGAGCAACCACAUACUUUUCUCACGCAAAAGCAAAAGUCCGCUGAUGCUUAUCGUUGAGAAGCCAACAGAGAUGCAGCGCAAGCUCAUGUACCAGGUGGAACGUCUACAGUUUCUUUGUAAAGGAAGGGCGACAGUGUUUCCAUACCCUCAGCUUACGCAGCAGCUGAGAUGGCGGCUUCAACACGAGGGUCACACGAGGUUGGGAGCAAGGGAGCUGCGCAACUUGGUGUCGCCGUAUUAUGAUUUUGUGUUGGAGACUGAGCCGCAGUGGUUUCACCAGAUCCGGCAAGUGGAGAAUGGGCUGGAGAUGGUGUCGCCGUUCUACAACGAUUACACUGUCACACAAAAAGUGCCAUACGCAAUGCGCUCCAUCGAGGAAGCUGGAGGCAUGUUCCGCCUUGCUCGAUGUGCCGCUGUGGUGAUGCUCUUCUCCGAUGAACGAGGCGAUUUUGUUUGGCUCGUGUGGGAAGCUAAAAUCGCGCCGACGCCACGUUCUCGCGCACGAAGCACGCCACGAACAUGGUGCGAAACGCAUGGUAUUCGCGGGGCGAAAGACCUAUGCGGCAAACGCGGCAUUGGUGAGAAGAACGACGGAGGCCAAUGGGGUUUCCCAGCUGGUCAUGUGAUACGCAAAGUGGAUGGAGACUUGUUGGGCACAGCACAAAGAGAAUGGAACGAAGAGGUGCUGGGAUUUGAGUUCGAAGCAAGCAGGGAUUUUCGCGUACAACCUGUCGUGCUGCCCUUCCUUGCGAGUGACAGCAGGCAGUACCCUGUGCAAACAUACGUAUAUGCAAAGGCCACAUCCCAGUUCUUUGAAUCCACUCUUGCUGGACGAGAUCGCUUCCAGUUCGAACUGCCCCCAAAUUCCAUCCGGAGCUCAAGCCAGCCAAGCAAUCAAGAUUACCGCAGAUUGAACACUGAUCCCACGUCGGUCUUUGUGGAGCAUGAGUGGGGAGCUUGGGCCCAGAUCAAGGCAGAUGGCUGGGAAGUCCCCGAAGGGCAAGGACCUCUUGGAAGUACGGUUGAUUGGGAGAACAGCCAGGCACUUAAGACGCACUGGCCACACAUCAAAGAGUAUGUGUUGAGCCAACCACUUGUGUUGCAGACUACUGAGAGUAAGAAAAGAAGAGUAGAAACAGAGGAUCUGCAAAUCGACGCUCUCAACGAGGAGCUCGUGCCAGCAAUCGCGGAAGAGGACAUCUCCAAGCUGGACCAAAUCUGCAGCUCUGUCUCACCGAUGGUCCUCGACUGCUGGCGCCUUGUAGAUGGUCAAGCUGCCCCGCUACUGCAGCAGGGCGCCACCUGGGCUGGCGGCACGAUGCCAGUGUUGAGUGAUCGUGAUGACUGGUCCCGCGGGCUCUUUGGCGGGUACCAGACUUACCACCACACGGUCUCCGACAUCUUCCUGCCGUUGUCUGCGGCGAUCAAGAUCACGUUAAAGCUGCGCGAAGAGCUCUCCCGAGUACCGAGCUUCGAGAAACCUGGCCUACUGGACAACAAGCUGAUCUUUGCGACAUCCUUCAACCUCAUCAAGUUCCUCUACGUCGAUCUGUCGACCGGCGAGGUCUUCAUCUUCACCCGGAAGCCCUGGGCCCCUUUUGAGGCGGCGGUGCCCUCGGAUGCCAAGAAAUGCGAUGGCUUUGCCAGGUGGUUCGAGGAGUACGUACGGCGACUGGAAAGCAAGUGGUAUGUGAUGGACUUCAUCUCACCGCAGGUGGGUCCCGAUCUUAGUGAAGCCUUUCAGUGA